Molecule: messenger RNA, 1896 nt
Organism: Galendromus occidentalis (western predatory mite)
Lineage: Eukaryota; Metazoa; Arthropoda; Arachnida; Mesostigmata; Phytoseiidae
Product: zinc finger protein 883
Exons: 3
Coding region: 1-1896 (631 amino acids)
Biological process (GO): regulation of gene expression
Cellular component (GO): nucleus
Source: RefSeq, a predicted model, not a curated record
AUGUCGCUGAUGCCGUUUGCUAAGCAAGCCGCGUCGAAAGGACGAAAGAGUGUCUACGACUCUCUGGAUCUCGAGGAAGUUGUAGUUGACAUAGAGUACUAUCCAUCCGACAAUGAAGAGGAGCAACAGAGAAACAGGCGCUCACCGAGCAUCGAAGACUCCAAGUUUGGAAUAUUGGCCGCCGCUACAACUUUGACCUCUCUCCGGGAAUCGAGACCCGCUCGCCCGUCCUUCCACUAUCCGUUGCAAGAACAAGAAGAGCCGCGACGUAAAUUCAACAUCGCUCAUCUUGCUCUGCCUUCGAAGACCGAUUCGAGAGGCUCACUGAACAUUUUCGUGAAGCAUGAGGUCGUCUCGGACCCCAUCUCGAACUCGGCAUUGUUGCCAAUGAGGUUUCCUUACGAUUCAUCGGCUAUCGAUGCCGAAAACAGGGUCUCGCAAGCUCUGCAGACGAUCGCCGAGGCGGCGGCUGCUUCAGCAGCGCAAGCCGCUGCGCCCGCCAAAUACGUUAUAACAAACCCCCCGAUCCAGCUCGGGCAAUCGUCUAGCACAGCCAACGACCACUCGUACCUAAUGUCCAGUUUACCGGUAUUCGGGUCGUACCGUGUCGAUACUCCAACGCACGUUCCAUCGCGAUCGAAGUCCGUCUCCACUUCGGCUAGCGAAUCGUCGUCACCGUGUGAAGUUUCCUCGACCGUUGCCGAAAACGGCCUCGGCCUGAAACUAGAAGAGAGCGACGUGAUAUUCAGAGAAGAGCCCGUUGAAAUUUUUCCUGAUGGAAUGCCCUGCUCGUCGUCAUCUGUCCCAUCGAACAGAGAAGAGCAAGAGCCCAAAUUCAAAUGCUCAAAGUGCCCCAAAGUUUUCAAAUGCCACCGUGGCCUCCAAAGUCACAUGAAGGUCCACAAGAGACGCUUCCGUUACACCGUCAAACCGCAGGACAUGCACAUAUUUGACGAAGAUUCCGAAGACUCGGCGGAUAAAGACUACCGGCAACCGUCUUUGAUGGGAGCCGCGUCAAGCCUUGUCACUCAAACGUGGACUACAGACGAUGUUCCCUCGGGAUCGAGAGCCAUCAAAAUCGAACCGCCGGGAGACGACGGGGACGCAACGAAGCCGUUCGCUUGUACGCAAUGCUUCAAGCGCUUCUCCUCCAUGAAGGGACUGAGGAGUCACGCCAACUCGCAUAACAAGCGUGCCGGCGUUAGCAGAACGCAAAAGCAGCCUACGGCUGCCGCUGAAGAAUCUCAAAUCAUUGAGGACAAUUCUUUCGGAGAACAAUUCACCAUGGAUCUCAUGGAGCAAGGCGGCGACGAUGAGGAAACCGGCGUCGACGAUCUCGAGGGCGCCGGCAUCGUGCCCGGUGUGAAGCCCGAGGGCCGGAUGUUCCUCUGCACACUUUGCGGGAAGCGUUUCUGCCGCCGUAAUCAUCUCGUGUUCCACCUAAGAAUCCAUUCCGGCGAGCGUCCCUACCCGUGCGAGGUUUGCGCCGCCCGUUUCUCUCGUGCGGACAGCCUCAAAGUCCACAUGCGGAUCCAUACCGGGGAAAGACCCUACGUAUGCGAUAUCUGCGGCGCAGCCUUCGCUCAGAUGAUCAACGCUAACGUUCAUCGACGAUGUCAUACCGGAGAAAAACCCUUCCGCUGCGAAGAGUGCGGAGCGCGAUUCAUUAAGAAAGACGGACUGACUGUCCACCGACGAAUUCAUACGGGAGAGAAGCCGUAUAGCUGUGACCAGUGUGGGGCGAGAUUCGCUUAUCGCUCCUGCAUACUGAGUCACUACAAGGUGCACAAUGGCGAUCUGCUGUACAGAUGUGAGAAAUGUAAUGCAGGUUUUUCGUUGUUGUGCAAUCUGACACGUCACAAAAGGGUUCAUGCAGAAGAGGAAGCAGCCGAGUAG